AGUGUGUGGAAUAUCGUACCAGGUCACGUGGGGGUGAGGGAUCGACGUAACCGACCCUUAUAUAUAAGGGGGGUCUUUGUCCUCAUCACCCAUCCUGAAGUCCAGAACUGACCCGAGGUGCGACAGCCCCAUCGCACAGCGUUCCUCAUCUACUGUUAGUUCCCAUGGAACCCAAUCACCAAGCAAUCCCAACACACUCGGAGGACUCGAAGGAUGAGAUCAGCUUGGAGAGCCGCAAAUAUUUCCAUAUCAAUGAUUUGCCUGUAGAACUCUUGCGGGAAAUAUUCGUUACCUUGAAAGCUGAUUGGAAUAGGUACUAUUCUUCUGAUGGCUGCACCGUGGCUCAUGUGAUAACAAUGAUUUGCCGCUUCUGGCGCUUCGUGGCACUGAGCGAACCUCGACUAUGGGCAACAUUCUGGUUUUCAGAGUGCUUGAAGAGAUCCAAGGAUGUGCACCUGGAACUAAUGGUGAACUUCGUGGGUGACAAGAGAUAUCCUAGUCGGCAAUUUCGCAGACGUGUCAAGGAGAUCGCAACACCCCAUCUUCAUCGUUGCACCUCCUUGUACAUCAUCGAUUACGACUUUCGCCUUCCAAACGACUGGAUCCCACUUCCCAACGAACUGAAAUCGUUGAGAGAUGUAGCGAUAGUUUUGGAUAUUUCGCCCCUCCGGUUCCCACAUCCUCCUCACCAAACCAUGGAUUUGGGCUUACCAAAGCGCUUUCGCUAUCUUAAACUUUAUACCCCGAGUCAAUGCAUUCCAGCAUUCACUUCGGAUUCCGUGAUGGAGCAUUUAUCGGUGUCGUUGGGUGAAGAUCAGAUCAAUACAGCCGCCAGCCUCCUACGCGAUGUUGAACCUUUGAAGACUCUGGAUUUCGAGCUUGCGACUUCCCCGAACCUGGAUAUUUCAGGCAUCUUCCCUCGUUCAUUUCCCCAGCUUGAGAAUCUCAUCCUCCGUGGUGGGAGGGUUUCCUCUCCCAUCGUGGCCCCGCGUCUCAAACACCUAUAUUGCCAAACACCAAAAAGAUUUCUGAAGGGCCUCAUCUCCUUAGAGGUUAGAGCAUCUAACCUGCCGCCCGAUUGCCUCGUUCACUGUCACGCGCUGGAAUGCCUAGGAGUUUACGUCACAGCGGACGAAAGUAUCAGGAUGCUGGAAUCCCUACUUUCAACUGCGAGACCGCCAGGUCUAGAUCUCUCGGCAUACCACUGUCCCAAUCUCCAGAGAAUAAU
This is a messenger RNA of Cantharellus anzutake, 1228 nucleotides long. RefSeq lists its product as uncharacterized. The record is from RefSeq and is a predicted model, not a curated record. The transcript has 3 exons. Lineage: Eukaryota; Fungi; Basidiomycota; Agaricomycetes; Cantharellales; Hydnaceae. The annotation marks the transcript as partial.